AUGGGCCUGGACCUGGACACGGAUUUUGACGACGAAUUUAACGUAGUUAUUGCCUGUUUAAUCACGAGUACAUUGUCUACUUUCUUUAUAAUAUAUAAAGUUAUAACGAGUUUUACAAGACUAAGAUUUGCAUGUCUAAUAGAAACUCUAAUCAUACAAACAUGUGCUAUCGUGCACCUUAUACGAUGCCUCACAAACAGCAUAAGUACGAUUGCAUUUUGGAUAUUGGUUGCAUUAGAAAACGCAGUUUACACAACAAUUACCGUAAUCUUUAUUUUGGACAUGGGCCGAAAAUUCUAUCAAAACAUUUACUGGAACACACUAUUGUUCAAAUUAAUAUUGUUCGGCAUAGUACUUUUUAACAUUCUAAAUUUCAUUACCGCUACAUUUCUAAUAACCGAUGUGAUAAAGGCGGAGCCAAUAAACAUACUUUGGAUGGUGCAAAUGAUUGUGGGAAUCUUAACCAUGAUGUUAUCGUUCGGAUACACUUUUGCUCCAGUGAUAAUUUCACAUUGGAACCCAAAUAAUCCGAAACUACAAAACACCGGGCACAUCAAACCUAUGAAUGCUGCUGUAGCCACUUGGUAUCUCGUAGUGUUAGGCAUUCUAUGCUCAAUAUAUUUGGCUUUAUAUAUUGCUUCUUUUUUUGAGGAUGGAGAUGCAAUAGAAUAUUUGUCGGUAAAGACAUCAGUUGAUUCGAUUAUACGAACUGUGAUUACUGUUGUGCUUGCUUCAUCACCACCGAAACGGUUUAUUGAAAUUAUUAAAUCGAUAGUGAUUAAUCGGCGGCCAUUAAAUAAUUUUAUUCGUGAUCGUGGGGUUGUGAGUACUGGAAUGAUAGGAGAUUCUCCAUUUACAAACAAAAUAGAAUUGUCGACACUGGCGUAA
This is a messenger RNA of Ambispora leptoticha, 888 nucleotides long. The record is from the annotation of a GenBank genome assembly. Lineage: Eukaryota; Fungi; Glomeromycota; Glomeromycetes; Archaeosporales; Ambisporaceae.